AGAUAACUGUUGAAUGGUGGGGAUUGAACGGUGGUAAAUACAAGUGUCAGCCAAUAGCGCCUGUCAGUUGCUUCGGAGUGCUACAAGUAGCGUUUUUUUGUUAAAUGUCAUGCAGUUAGUCGUGUGUGGCCCUGUAUAACGAUGACGAAAGUAUCUUUUAUUGUCCUGUCAUUGUUUAUCGGCACUCAGUGUCAACUGAUAUUCCCCGAUGAAUACGAUAGAUUCGAGGAUAUCAGUCCCCGGAAUGAAAGCCAAAGUCCGUUCCCCACAUUUCCCUCUGGGUAUCCUCUCCUCGGUAAUAGUUACCCCCCCGUGAUGGAUUUUCAACACGCCAAAAGUAUACAAUCAUCAUCAUCGAAAAAUUACAACAACAAUGCGGUAUCAAGUGACGGUACGCCCAACACGAAUGUCCCCGAUGAACAAAUCCACCGACACGACAGCUAUGUCGAUAAUCUCAUUGUUAAGGGAGUGACGAAGUUUGCUUUGGACAUGAACCGAGCAAUCGAUGCAUAUCAGCGAGACCAAUCGAUGAGCUCGGACCGUCCUAAUGUUGUAUUUUCCCCAGUGAGUUUAGUAGCGACACUGGCAACAAUUUUACUGGGUUCGGCCGGAAAAACGUUCGACGAGGUGGGAAAAAUUCUCGGUUUUUACCCUGAUUUCGAUAUUUCUGGACAAUCAGAAGUUAUUCAUGAAAUGCUGGGCUCACUACUCGCUUCUCUCGAUAAUAAACUUCCCAUCAAUGCCCCCGGCCCUCGAAUCGAAUUCGCAAAUGGAAUAUUUAUUCAGGCUGGCUAUCCCAUUCGUCCAGAAUUUUUAUCAAUCAGUCAACGAGUUUAUAACAGUGAGGUAAACAACGUCGACUUUGCGAGACAAUCAGCGUCAGCUCAGAGAAUCAUCAACAACUGGGUAGACAUGAAAACCCAUGGAAAGAUAAAAAAUAUUCUGGAACAAACCCCAUCUUCCGAGACCAGAGCUAUUUUCGCUUCUUCCUUGUACUUCAAUGCCGAAUGGAAUAAAUAUUUUCUCGACAACACCACCAAACGGAAACCGUUUACGUUGCCAUCUGGACAAACCGUUGACGUCGACAUGAUGUACAAUGCUGGGUUUUUCCCGUUCCACCGUGACCAGAAACUGGGCAUAGAAAUUCUGGGACUUCCCUACAAAAAUAGUGCUGAAAGCCCAGCUGAGCCAUCUGAUUUUGAACUCUUCGAGUCGACGAUGUACAUUCUGCUGCCAAGAUCUACAGACCCAAAUGCUCUAAACGCUUUGCAUUCCACGUUGACCCCAGAACUUAUUGAACAACUCAUAUUGAAAACGGAAAGUCAAUAUUGUCUUGUAGGACUGCCAAGGAUGAAGCUGACGAGUAGUCUGCACCUGAAACGUGUCUUUGAGUCACUGGGUCUGACUUCACUCUUUCAUCCCAAGCAAGCAAACCUGGCACUCCUCUCUGCUGGCUCCAGUAGUCCGUCUCCAGCGACUGCAACCACCAAUCCAUUCAUCUUCACGAGAAUCAAUGACGAAGACUCUUCUGUCACUGGUGAAAAGCCGAGUGGCAACUUCACAGGAAGAAGCAACUACUUCAGGUACGAAGAUAAACGAGGUGGAUAUAAAAUUCAACAGUGGAAUAACGGAGUUUACGUUGAAAAAAUUCCAAAAUCCCAACGACGCAGAAGACAAUUAUCAGGUGAAGAGAUUGAAAAAAAUUCUAGACUCCACAAACGACAGGUAAAUCCUCCCUCUGCCUCGGGUGGAGGGAGAUUUAGUGAGAGGCAGAGCUUUUCGAGUUAUGGUCUUGAUGCACUGAGAAAUAGUGCUGAUCUUGUCAAUCCUGGAUUGUAUGCAUCGGAUUUUAUCCAUAAAGUUGAAAUUGAUGUGACAGAAACUGGUACGAUUGCAGCAGCUGCUAGCAGUGCUGCUGUUCUACGCACCGCAUAUCUUUACGUAGCCAAUAGGCCUUUUAUAUUUUUUAUUAGACAUGGGCCAUCACGAUUAAUCCUCUUCUGGGGAACCAUCAAUAAGCCCACCCCGAAUUAUCCAAAGUCAUCAUAAUAAAUUAAUAAUAAAUUUGCCUUUAAGUGGCUACAUGUCCAGUAAUAUUACCGUAAAUUCUUAUUUAUUAUGCGGUCAUUGAAAUUUCACCCACAUUCAAGAACAUUUAUCAAUAUUAAUAUUGCUUAUUUAAGACUGAAUUCACUACUUAAUUUUCAAUAAUUCGUUGUACGAUAUUCCCACGCAAUUAGAGUUACUAUGAUUGAGAGCUUCAGCGAGUAUAAAUAAAUGAAAAAAUCAAAUAAAUAAAUUCGAAACAGAAAGCUACAUGUUUCACAUUAUUUUUACACACAUGAAAAUGACUGGUAAAAAAUAAUACUAAUUACCUGUUAGUAAUGAUAAGUUUUAAAGUAUAACUCAGAGGUGGUGGAACUGUUGGAGCUAUUCAUGGAUCAUCGUUCUCACUUGGUCGUGCCAAAUUGAAAUCCAGAAUUUCGUCAGACGUAAGAAAUCGAACGUCACUGUCUUCAGAUAAUCCAGAUCCUUUACUCGAUUUAGCACUUCGUACGUAUGAUUUUCGCCAGCUCCAAAUGAACAUAAUGACAAUAGUUACAACUGCUCCGAAUGCUACGAGAGCUGCUAUUAUACUGAUGAUUGCAGUUGAACUCAAAGACGCGUGAGAUUGCACUUGUUGCACAUGCUGUAUCGCGAAUUGUGUUUCUGUUGGAAAAAGUGGGUAAUUGUGUUUUUUAUUCAUAUGAAAAUUUGUUAUUCUAAAAAUUAGCAAAUGUUCCUUAUCUUGAAACAGUUCAAACAAAGCCAAUUAUAUCACAACCAUUUGCAUCUACAUUACUACUGAGGUCUAGAUUUUUCGCAUAAUGAUUGAAUUCGAUUACUCACCAGUUGUCUCAUCCGAAUGAGUCGUCUUAAAUGACGUAAAUGAGGUUUCAGAGUGGAUUGGGCUUUUAGUCAUUGGAAGAGUCAAUUUAGUUGUGUAAGGCUCCAGUUCAUCUUUGGGCUCGACAGGUGUUGAAACGUAAUGAUGUCCCACUGUCAAUCCAUCAUUACCAGUUGAUGCUGUGUAUAAGUCAUCUGCGCUAGGGGCUGAAAACAAACCACAACGUGAAUACUGAUUUUGAAAUUAUCAUUUGCCUUGAAAUGCUUGUCAGAUUGUGCAGUGUGAAACAAACCUAGAACGCAGUACUCAGCAAAGUCAGGACAGCAUGUGGAAUUAUCAGCACAGUCGUCGGAACAAUGGCAUGCGUCAGGCGACGUCAGUGGUAUUAUAGUUGUCCAUGUGCCUGUGGAUUUUACAUUACCACAUCUCCCUCGGCAGCUCUGUGCAGCAUUGACUAUUUCAAUUUGAUCUUCAACAUGUCACCGUAAAAAUUAUUGACUACACUGGUCGAGUAACAUUUAAUUUGUCUUUCUAUUUGUUGUCUUUACCAUUGUUAUCUGCUACAGAUGUGCGCGUUAUGUUGUCGUUGGGUGUCUGCCCUUGCAAACACUCUGCACCUUGCAGAAUGGCCACAUCGUCCACUGCCAAAUCACUCUCAUAACCGGCACCCCGUAUGCCCUCAAUAACAAUCUGAAGGUGAAAGAAAAAAAUUGACAUUUUUCAUUAUGAAAUUUGACAUCGAAUCACGGAGCCAGUUUUAGAGAAAUUUCUUCAAAUCUAAGAGAGAUAGCGGAAUUGUCAUGACAUGUCGCUACUGAAAUAAUAUAUUCAUCAACUAACAUACUUGAAAGUUGUCACUCGUUUUGGGAAGAUUGAAAAUUCCAUGGAGCCAUUUAUUGCCUUGAUUAUGAUGCUUUUCGAACAUUAAUUCAGGAUUAUCAGGAUCUGACUCCAGUUUGAAGUAAAUUCGUAAUGCACCGAUGUUAACUCCAUACAUGUGAUACCUGA
Messenger RNA from Diachasmimorpha longicaudata, 3895 nucleotides. RefSeq names its product serpin B10-like. The coding region runs from base 142 to 2049 and encodes 635 amino acids. The record is from RefSeq and is a predicted model, not a curated record. The transcript is spliced from 6 exons. Gene Ontology annotation, molecular function: serine-type endopeptidase inhibitor activity. Lineage: Eukaryota; Metazoa; Arthropoda; Insecta; Hymenoptera; Braconidae.